Messenger RNA from Aspergillus heteromorphus CBS 117.55, 807 nucleotides. RefSeq lists its product as uncharacterized. The transcript has 2 exons. Lineage: Eukaryota; Fungi; Ascomycota; Eurotiomycetes; Eurotiales; Aspergillaceae. The coding region runs from base 46 to 807 and encodes 253 amino acids. The record is from RefSeq and is a predicted model, not a curated record.
AACUGAACAUCUUCCACCCCUCUCCUCCACCAACACCUCCCAACCAUGGGCUCGACCGUCUCCAAGCCCGCAAGGUCCGCCGUCCAGGCGGCCUCCAAGCGCCAAUAUCCGAAACAACCCACCUCUCCACCGACCUCCUCCCCAGCCGCCAGACCUCCUCCUCCUCCUCCUCCAGCACAGCGCGCCGCGCAACAAGCACAGCAACCACAGCACCAGCACCAGCAACAAAUACCCAGGAGAACACCCUCCGCCGGCCCAACAUACCACUCCAAGGAACCGCCUUCUACGGAGCGAUCGUCUGCAAUUGACCUCGACGGCCGCGAUCCCGACUUCGCCGCCUCCCUCCGCACCAUCGGCCCCGUAACCCCCAACCCAACCUUCUCUCCCUCCAGCACCGUCUCCCAAACACAAUCCCAAUUCCAAUUCCAAUCGCAACCUCCAUCCCCAUACCGUCCCACCGGCCCACCCACCGGUUCAGGCCCAAGCCCAAGCCCAGGUACAGGUGCAGGUACAGGUACAGGUCCAGCAACAAACGCACCAACGGUCUUCCCUCCCUCCAGCAACCCCGCGCUGCUUGUCUUCUCGGCGCGCCAGCAGCUGGCGCGGGCCGCGGAGCAGGAAGCCGAGGCGAUGGGGAAGACGCAGUUCGCCGGCAGGGAGUUCCUGGAUGCGUUGACGAUUCGUCAGGCGUUGGCGAUGAGGGAUAGGCAGGGUUUGGCGCCGGGGGAGAUUGAGAGGUUGUUGAGGUUGAGGGAGGGGGUGGUGGGGAGGUUGGGCGCCAGGGGAGUCGUGGGGGAUAUUGGGUGA